AUGUCAGGCAGAGCUUCGACUUCGACGGGUGCUAUCAUCGAAAGGGAGUCUCUUCAGACGCUGAUCGCGGGCAUCAAAGCAAGAAUGCGCGCCCCAUCGGGAUGUCUCAAGAAGCUGGCUCAACCGGAUUCAGUCAGUUUCUUGACCACUUCAGAUGUCACGCUUCCUGGAAUGUGCUUCUUCUAUCUUGGUCAAAAGUUGUUGGAUCCAUCCGCAAUGACCGACGAAGGCCGAGAGAUCAGAGAGGAAAUCGAGAAAGUUCUCAAUUCUGUGAACGCAUCGGAAGCCCUCAGCCAAAUCAGAACGAAAAUGACGGAGAAGAAGAAACUGUGCGAUGAAACUGUUCGAUCUCUUCAGGACUUGGUAAUCAAGUUUCGAACAAUCGAACGGGAUGCGGAGCUAGCCGCUAAACGAGUCGACAAAGUCGGUGCACGAUACAACGAGUCGUUCAUCGAGUGUUCCCGCCAGAUAAGGAGCAUUCAACGAAGAGGGGAGACAGUCUUGGAAAUCAUCGGAAUCUGUCAAAAAUAUGCGACUGUCGAUGAAGAAAAGCAGCUGGAAAACGUUGGACACGUGACUUGCGUAGCUCGGAGAGAAAUCGUUGAGCAGGCGAUGAUGCAAGCAAGAAAUGCACUGAUUGGUAUCCACAACAUCUGCGCCAAAUUCAUGGAGCGUGCCAGAGUCGGAGAAAUCGAAAUAGAUCCAGCUCCAGAACUCUGCAUCAAGGACUUGAUGCAAGAUUUGGAGGCUUUAAAGAAGAAGAUCAAGAAGUUUGAGAUAAAAACGACAUCGUAUGACGAGCAAGGAGCACACAUGCAACGUUCCUUCCGUCACUAUGUCAGAGACCUUCGCAUUCUGGUCCCUUAUUACAUCGAAUGCACAAAAGCUUACAAACUUGGAUAUGAGGAGUUGAUGAGACUCCAUUCAAAACUCUCUGUAGUAUGCAUUCGACUCGACAAACAGUGCAAAUUGGAUAAGACAGCCAACGAACAAUUCAAACUACACGACGAAGCUUUGCUCGAAAUCGAAAAUGACAUUCGUCAAGCCGAUAGAGUGAUCCGCGAAAACUUUCCAAGCCAAACAGAGAAUUACGUAUCAUUCUAA
Molecule: messenger RNA, 1104 nt
Organism: Caenorhabditis remanei
Lineage: Eukaryota; Metazoa; Nematoda; Chromadorea; Rhabditida; Rhabditidae
Exons: 5
Coding region: 1-1104 (367 amino acids)
Source: RefSeq, a predicted model, not a curated record